AUGCUCUUGUAUAGCCCUGCACUGGCAAGGACGACGUCCAUGCCCUUCCUCGGCGACUACCAGCCAAAGCAUGGCUUGGCCCAGCUCAUCUCUCGUGUCCAAGGGGAGGAAAACGAUUCUGCUGUCAUGACCAGCCGGCAGUUUGAGAAGGCUUUGAGCCGCUCUGACGGAUGGAGCUCGUACUACGGCGACAGGGACAAAACGCUACAUAAGGGUAGCAGCAAGGGCACAGCCGAGACCUGA
Messenger RNA from Emericellopsis cladophorae, 243 nucleotides. RefSeq lists its product as uncharacterized. Lineage: Eukaryota; Fungi; Ascomycota; Sordariomycetes; Hypocreales; Bionectriaceae. The record is from RefSeq and is a predicted model, not a curated record. The coding region runs from base 1 to 243 and encodes 80 amino acids. The transcript has a single exon.